This is a messenger RNA of Boeremia exigua, 2494 nucleotides long. RefSeq lists its product as uncharacterized. The record is from RefSeq and is a predicted model, not a curated record. Bases 92 to 2284 code for a protein of 730 amino acids. Lineage: Eukaryota; Fungi; Ascomycota; Dothideomycetes; Pleosporales; Didymellaceae. The transcript has 5 exons.
UUGCAACAUUUGUCUGCACUACUGCUGUGCUUUUCGAUGGUCGUUUCUUCUUUGACUUAUUGUACAAAGUUAUCUACUCGAUAUUUCCACGAUGAGGUCAAGGGCGAGAUGGCAGUCUGCGCAGCCGGGCGUUAUGGUGUAUAUGCCAGCACCUCGCGUCAGUGUUGAUGAGACAAGGGACUCGCUGUCGCGGCUGAGUGUCACGGGUGAUUUCGAUUCAAGCUCAGCUCUACAUUCUCAACAGUCGCAAGUCAGCGAUACCAUCUUACCCUCACUCGAGAUUGGGUCGGAUGUCCAAGUAAAAGAAGAGCCAGGCAGCUUUGAAUCCACAAGAUUCGCCUCGCCUGAGACCCUAGUGGAUACCGAUCGUGGCGAGAUCUUCGAGGACGCCGUACCAGUUGUGUACUCACCCGGAAGCUUUUUAUCCCAACUUAUAGCUGCGGCUGGAAGCGAUCUGCUCGAAUCUAGUACACCAGAUCCCGUAUCAUCUUCAAGUCGGAUCUCAGAAGUUUCUACUGAAGACUACGUCCAUGUCGGAUAUGAAUCUGACCGGACUGAUUUUCAGGAAGUUACCCCCUGUCCGUCUGUACGUAAGAUUGCACACAAACGUGCAACUGUUACUAGAAGGACAAGCCAGCAUUUUCAAAGACAGAAAUCACAGAGAAAAUACCAAGGUGUCGUCCGAUCACUAGACUUCGGUGCAAGAAACAAGAAACGACCUACAAAGUCUACCUCGAGAAGCGCAAACAUGCAAGCACUCGAAGACCUUCGAGUUCUCGAACGAGCGCCCUCGCAUAGUUGGGAUCAGGAUGAAAGAGAGUUACUUUGUAUUCUGAACCGCUGGUAUUGCGCGCCAGAUCGUACGACAGAACUGGAAAUGUUCGCAAAACUUUUCAAUUCUAUCACGGGCCUUGGGCUUCGACCACACAUUAUACGCAACCAGUACGAAUGUCAUCUCCUCUUGUACGGAGGACUUUGCUUCCGGGAGUACGGUCGCGUAUAUGGAGUACCGUUUGACGACCCCGAGGGUCGUUACACAGAGAUACGCAACGUUCUUGAAGAAGAGAUCAAAUCAUCCGGACUCGAUCUACGCAGGCGGAAGACCGAAGAAUUUGUUGCUUCUGGUAAAGCUAAGUACGCAAAGUCUCCUGUGACUAGGAGAAUCUACAAGUCCCUAGUUAAGAAAGCGAGACAAGAGGAAAAGGUAGGAGCACACCAAACGUCCGGCAGGGGCCAUGCUUCGACCGAUUCUCAGUCCUUUGCGACGAUAGGCAGGGCUAUUCGAGCGCCUACGGAUGAAGAGUGGGAAAUUAUCUCGCAUGCGUCAACCAGCCCAGAACCCAUUACUGAAUACGUCCAGGAAAUCACGACGCCAACACCGGUAUCAGUGACUGCGAGACCGCAUCUGGCAUUUCGAGUCUGGGACGCUGCAAAUAGGACAAAGUUCAUUAACGGAAGAUUCGUCGCACAAUGCUUUGUAAAUUGGCCAAGUCCAUUGCCGGCACCUAUCGCCUUGGACGAUUCCUCAGAGGCUGGCAAAAUCUUGACCUUGCUACAUUUGAGCAAACAAGGCGCCACUCCAGUUUAUAUCUCAACUGCUAGCUCGCUCCUGCAGGCACUAUCGUAUGCGACAAGCAUGCAGCACCCGCGUAUUGCCCUUAUUGACCUCGACGCUGCCAGCCUCCAGGAAGAUCACAAGUUGCAUCACGCAGCUGAUAUAUUUCGUUGGCUUAAGUCCCAUGGACUUGCGCAAUGGGCCCGCUACAAGGGCUAUGGCGAGUACUUUGCGUGGAGCGACAUAGCACAUGACGCUGUACUGCAGACUUUCGAGCUUGACCAGCUGAUCGAUAAUCUCAACGCAGAUGAAGGUUGUCGUGAGCUGUUCAACUUCGACGUGUUUGAGCCAGGAGCAAAGACGAGCACAAUUGCGGCAUCGCUCCGUGAAAGAAAUCUAACACUGAACACGACAACAGCACGGGCCUUGGGUAGAAUUGCUAAACUAUUCGGCAUGGCAAAGGACAACAUGAAUCUUCAUCAUCUUGAGGAUUUUAUCGCACGCCUCUUAGACGGGUGGACGAUAGAGCGACCCGCUGCAAUUGAUAUGCACACAAUGAGUUCGCUCGCGGCUGUCUUUGCAACAACCCUAGGUACCCAUGCUGGCGGCUACACUCUCCAAGAUGUCAUGGGAGGGUUCAUUGGAGGCGUGGAUCAGGGUGCACGUUGCAUAGCCCACUGGAGUCACAGCCGCAGCGGAGGCCGAAGAAAGCGCUUUCGCGAGGCGUAGGUAGCUUCGUUACGGUGCUCCACCCUCAGGCUUCUUCAAGAAAAAAAUCGGCGCAUGAAGAAGGAGAGAUUUAGAGAGCGAGAUGAUGUGUAGCGUGGGCGGGCAGAGAAUGACAGGGCCAGAUUGUUGUGGGACGUCUUUAAUCUACAAUGUUUCCUAUACAGUCUACUCCAACAAUCACCACCUCGUUAGAGCUCUUCCAACUACACG